CCCGCUCAUUCGCCUCCCGCAUCACCCAACAGCACCCAAGCAGAGCACAGCAGAGCAGAGCAUUCGGCUCCUCCAUUUCACGGCGUGAAGGCAGGGACACGGCGAGCAUGGGGUCGAGGUACGAGGUGGAGGUGACGGUGGGCUCGGCGCGGGACCUCAAGAACGUCAACUGGCGCAACGGCGACCUGCAGCCCUACGCCGUGCUCUGGGUCGACGACGGCCCCAAGUGCUCCUCCCGCGUCGACCUGGACAACGGCGAGAGCCCCGAGUGGGACGAGAAGCUCACCGUCCCGCUCCCGCCGUCCACCACCCGCCUCGAGGACGCGGUGCUCCACAUCGACGUCGUCCACGCCAACGCCGCCGAGGGCACCAAGCCGCUCGUGGGGUCCGCGCGCCUGCCGCUGCGCGACGUCCUCGACGACGCCGGGCUCGGCGGCCGAGCGUCCCGCUCGCUCCGCCUCAAGCGCCCCUCGGGCCGGCCCCAGGGCCGCGUCGACGUCCGCGUCGCCGUCCGCGAGACCGCCCGCUACUACGACCCCGCCUACCCGCCGCCCUACGGCCAGAGCCAGUCCCAGUCCCGCGACCCCUACGCGGCCCCGGCGCCGUACGGCUCGGGCGGGUACGGGUACGGCCAGCAGCAGCAGCCGUACGCCGCGCCGCCGUCCGGCUACCCGGCCGCCUACGGCGCGGCCGUUCCCCCGCAGUCCGCCGGGUACCCUGCUGCCUACGGCGGCGCGCAGCCGGCGUACGGCGCUGCGGCUCCUGCCCCCGCGUACGGGUCGGGCGGGUACGGGUCGGGGUCGAUGAAUGACCCUGCGAAGAAGAAGGGGAUGGGGAUGGGGGCGGGGCUGGCGGUGGGCGCGGCGGCGGGGGUGCUGGGCGGGCUGGCGCUGGCGGAAGGGGCGAGCUACCUGGAGGACAAGUUCGAGGACGACGUGGCGGAGAAGGUGGAGGACGACCUGGCGGGCGGCGGCUACGACGACGACGACUACUAGUCGAGAAAAUGAGACCGAGAGAUCGUUCGGUGUGAGCCGUCACGUAUGCGGGUUGUGGACGCCUCUGGAGUCAUUGAUACGUCUCGAGGUUGAUUGCUGCGGCUUCCCAACAACUGCAGAAGCAUCCAUCCAUCUACCUACCUCGGCCGUUCAAAUCUGAUCGGUUUGAAGAAGGAAGCAUCCCUGCAGCGGUCCAGCACAAAUCCUCUGUGAGCUUGAGACGACGACGGUGAGACCUUGGCACCGACAAAUUGUUCAACACAGCAUCGUUGCCUGGACUGGCUUUGCUUUUAUCGUGUUUGUACAAUCUUGACUGACAUUCUGCUCCGGUCAGGGAGGGGUGACGCGUCUUCAACUCGCUCCGGUGCUUAUAGUCGUCGCUAGGUGGUCUACGAACAUGGUUAUAAUUUUUAUUGGAUCUGUCUAGAACACAUCUGGAUGUGAUAUCUAUGUCACAUCUAAACUGAUGUCCACUCUGUUUAUGGUUUAUUUUUCUUGUGUCCUAGUUUUUUUAUUUUUUGUUGAUGCAUUAUAUAUUUGUCG
Messenger RNA from Triticum aestivum (bread wheat), 1538 nucleotides. Its product is annotated as protein SRC2 homolog. Gene Ontology annotation, biological process: defense response. The transcript is spliced from 2 exons. The record is from RefSeq and is a predicted model, not a curated record. Bases 108 to 995 code for a protein of 295 amino acids. NCBI's taxonomy places the organism in Eukaryota, Viridiplantae, Streptophyta, Magnoliopsida, Poales, Poaceae.